Eufriesea mexicana is the source of this 3719-nucleotide messenger RNA. RefSeq names its product B-box type zinc finger protein ncl-1. The coding region runs from base 122 to 2902 and encodes 926 amino acids. The record is from RefSeq and is a predicted model, not a curated record. Lineage: Eukaryota; Metazoa; Arthropoda; Insecta; Hymenoptera; Apidae. Gene Ontology annotation, cellular component: nucleoplasm. The transcript has 9 exons. Gene Ontology annotation, molecular function: zinc ion binding; protein binding; ubiquitin protein ligase activity.
UAAAGCGGAACGUUAAGAAACUUAAACGUUAUAUAUCACGGUUAUCUUGGCGAAAAUCUGUAAAAAGUAAAAGUUAUCUGCAACAAGAAAAAUAUUUACACACAAACAGGAGAAUCACAGAAUGGCAUCAUCUAUGGUGGCUGUUCCUUCUGGAACAGCAUCAGUCUCAGCUGGAACUGGUAUUACACAGAAUGAAGAAGUGGAGAAUGGGGAUGUGUUUAGCGAACGAAAUAUAAACACAGUUACUGGUUGUAGUGAAACCUCCAAUCCAGGAGAUGCUUUAGAGGAGAUAAACUGUGGUACCAGUGAAACUGGUGAUCAAGAAUGCGCUAUUUGCAGGAGCAAACUUUGUUCUCCACGAGUGCUCUCUUGUCUUCAUGUAUUUUGUGAAGCUUGUUUAGAUAAGCUCUUGAUGGACGAGGCAGGUGACUCAAAGGUUAGCUCUGUCCUGAUCUGCCCUCUCUGUCAACAAGAAACUUCCAUUAGCUCUAAGGGUGCCGCGUCCCUGACAUGCGACUAUGUUUUAACUAAUAUACUUGACAUGUCUGCAAUUGAAAACAUGGCUGUACUCUGUACCUCGUGUAAAGCCAAAGAAAGUGCGGUUGCACGUUGUUCGGACUGUGCCAACUUCUUAUGUCCGAAUUGCAAUACUGCGCACCAGUUUAUGCGUUGUUUUGAAAGUCACAAGGUAGUGGCCUUUGAAGAUCUAAAGCAAUCCAACGAAGCUAUACCAAUACAUAAACCUAUUUUUUGCGAGUAUCAUCCUUCUGAGAAUAUGAAGUUUUACUGUUAUACUUGCCAGGAACCUAUAUGCAACGAGUGUUUGCUUAUUGAGCAUAAAGCACCAGAGCAUCAAUAUGAACGAUUAGUGGAUGCAGAACCACGUCAGAAAGAAGAAUUAAUAAAACUGAUGAAUGAGAGCAAAGCAAGCAUUGCAGACUAUGAUCAAGUGUCUGCACAAUUAGAAAAUGCACUUAGUGAACUGCAGGCACAACAUGAUCAAGCUAAAGAUCUAAUUGUAGAGACAUUUCAAAGUUAUAAAGCUGUUUUAGAGAAAUGUCGAGAUAAUGCAUUAGUUGAGCUUGAAAAGUUACAUUCAGAUAGGGAAUUAGAAAUAAUGGAUACAUUUCAUAGUGUUGCAAAAACAGUGGAGAAAAUAGAAGAUGCUUGUCGCUUUACCUCCAGGCUUCUUGAGCAUGGUGAUGCUGUGGAGAUCCUUGCACUUCGUCGUAUUGUAGGAACACAGUUAAUGAAUUUGAUAAAAAAUACGCCAAAACCAAACAUUUCUUUCUCUAUUCUAUUCCAAACUGACUUUAACCAGUUUGAAAAAGCAUUAAAGGAAGUGUUUGGCAAAUUUCAUACUGAAAGCACACCAGUGACAAAGUCCACUCCUGAACCAAUUACAACUAUGCCAGGGGUUUCUGUAAACCAGCAAGUUGUUCAUACUUCAAUGAGUUGUCCACGUUCUAUCAGUACAAGGUCUCCCAUUUCUCUUCCCACAUCAAUGCAAUCCUCUUUUGAAGGUGAACCUUCAUUUGUUAUACCUCCAACAUCCAGUCCUCAAAAUAUUCCACCUCCACCACCUCCUGUAUCCCUUCCUCCAGGUUCCAUCCAUGGGCUUACCAGUAUUCAAGAGUACAAUCUGCAGCAGUUAGCUAGUUUAGCAGAGAAGGUUGAAAUGGUUGGAGAUACAAAUGUAGUUGGGCCUAGUUCAAAUCCUAGCCCAACACCACCUUUCAAUUUAGUAGAUUUUUUUGCUGGUGAUCUGAGUUCUACCAGUCAUGCAAUUAAUAAUUUGCAAGCUCUUGCAAAAUUAGGAAAUACACUUGGUAAUCAAGAUCUUGGCAACCCUAUUAUUAAUGGUGGUAGUAGUCUAGUACUAGGUAGAGGUCCUUCACCAGCUAUUGUAGACACACCAAACUUGAGUUUAACUGCUAAUAAUCUGUUAAAUGCUGAUGAUUUAAGAGGAGAUUCUAUUCAUAAUAUGCCUGUAGUAGUAGGAAAUACAGUUGGCAAUGUAACCGGUUCUGGAUCUGGAAAUUAUGCUCAUUCACGUUCGAAUAACACGAAAUUAACUCCUAUGUCCAUUAGAUCUAAAUUUGGACAGUUAGGUCCUAGUAAAGGUCAAUUUAGUUCACCUCAUGGAUUCUGUUUAAGUGCUGAUGAAGACAUUAUUGUUGCCGACACGAAUAAUCACAGAAUUCAGAUAUUUGAAAAGACUGGUAUUUUCAAAUUCCAAUUCGGUGUACCUGGCAAGGAGGAGGGACAACUAUGGUAUCCUAGAAAAGUCGCUGUGAUGAGAAACAGUGGAAAAUUUGUUGUUUGUGACCGAGGAAACGAACGAUCGAGAAUGCAAAUAUUUACAAAAAGCGGUCAUUUUAUAAAGAAAAUAGCAAUUCGUUACAUCGAUAUUGUAGCUGGCCUAGCUGUAACUAGUGAUGGUCACAUUUUGGCUGUUGAUAGUGUAUCACCAACAGUGUUUGUAAUCAGUGAUACCGGAGAACUGUUAAGGUGGUUUGAUUGCAGUGAAUAUAUGAGGGAACCAAGUGAUAUUGCAAUUAGUGGUAAAGAGUAUUUUGUUUGUGACUUCAAAGGACAUUGUGUUGUGGUGUUUAAUGAGGAAGGCAAGUUUUUGCGACGCAUUGGCUGUGACAAUGUAACAAAUUUCCCAAAUGGGAUUGAUAUUAGCGACGCAGGAGAUAUAUUAAUAGGAGAUUCGCAUGGUAACCGUUUUCACGUGGCUGUUUUUUCAAGAGAUGGUUCCUUAAUUUCUGAAUUCGAAUGUCCAUAUGUCAAGGUCUCUCGAUGUUGUGGUUUAAAAAUAACCUCAGAAGGGUAUAUCGUAACUCUGGCUAAAAAUAAUCAUCACGUCCUCGUGUUGAACACUCUUUACAUAUCAUGAAGCGAAGAGGUAGACCAAAUAAAUAUGUCGUAACUUUCUUCAGCGAGUGGAAUUUCCUUGGUCGCUCUACUCUCAACGAAGAACGAAUCAAUUAAACAAAACAAAACAAAAAAAAAAUAAAAAAUAAAAAAAGCAAAAAAAAGGAAAGAGAAAAAGUGUUUAACAUGUAUAUGACAUCGAGUUCUUUGAGAUUUGGGCCUAUCCAAGCAAUAGAAUUACAAACAAUUGCAGCAUGCAGCUUUAAAUGGUCUGUAUAAAGAAACAAAAAAUGGAAAAACGAGUAUAAAUGCGUCCCUGUUUUAUGAAAGUAAUGUUUGAAAGAAGAAACAAGCAAAAAAGGUAAACGUACGUCUCCGACCAAAAAAGUAUAAAUAGUAAUUUAGCGAAGUUGCAUUUGGUAAACUGCCAAGAUAAAUUAAUGCGAUGCAAAAAAGGAAGAAACGAAGUUAAAAAAAAAAGGGAAGUAAUGAGGGAAAAAUUGGAAAAAGCCGGAUUGGGAUCGCUUCGACCGAAAGUGGAAGAGGAGGAACAUGUGAAAAAGUAAGAGAAUUGGAAGGAAGUUGCAGAAUAAUAGUUUUCCGUCAUAAUCAGUCACAUCAUCUUCGACUUCGUCAGUAUUUUAGGUAUGUUUACAAAUCAAAUUAUUCUAGUCUCUAAUGAGCACUGUUUUACUUGCUGAUUUUUCAAUUUAUGCUCGAAGCAACGUGUAUUCGUAUUAUGUCUUAUCGUGCAACCAAAAUGGUAUACACGCAUACCGAUACCAAGAAAGAAAGAAAUAGGAUUCUUUCUUCCGUACGUUACUUCGAGACCUAUUUGU